UUCAAACUGAUUGAGCAAUUGUGUGCUAGUGUGCCAGUUGCAUUGCCAUUGGUUGCUCCAGAUUGCAGAAGCUGGAGCCCUGCUGCUUUGCUGCUUUUUCAACAAACAGUCAGCAGAAGGGGAAGGAGGGACAGGCAGGCAGGCAGCUCAGAGGGAGAGAGAUUCAGAGACUUAGCACGAGCCUGUGGCUUUUAUAACGCUGUGUGAGCCCCACUCUGCACGUGCCAUGUGCAUCUUUUGGCCCCCCAGGCUGGUGCUGGCCAUGCUAAUGCCCAUUCUGGUCACAUCCGAGUACGAGUACGUCAGCUGGAAGGACCUGGGGGACAGCUAUGGUAAAAGUCCCCAGUGCGUUGACAUCCCAGAGGACCUGAGGCUCUGCUACACCGUGGGCUACCACCGCAUGCUGCUGCCCAACCUGCUGGAGCACGAGACCAUGGCAGAAGUGAAGCAGCAGGCGGGCAGCUGGGUGCCCCUUGUGCACAAAAGGUGCCACUCAGGUACGCAGGUCUUCCUCUGCUCCCUCUUCGCCCCUGUGUGCCUGGACAGGCCCAUCUACCCCUGCCGGAAUCUCUGCGAGUCAGUGCGGGACAGCUGCACCCCCAUCAUGGAGGCAUUCGGCUUCCCCUGGCCAGAGAUGCUCAACUGCAGCAAGUUCCCACAGGACGAUAUGUGCAUCGCCGCCAAUGUCACGGACGUGGCUCAGUCACCAGGCAACAGCCCCACGUGCCCUCCGUGUGACAACGAAAUGAGCACAGAAGUCAUUCUGGAACACUUGUGCGCCAGUGAAUUCGCUAUCAGAACCAAAAUAAAGGAAGCAAAGAUAGAGAACGUGGAUAAGAAGUUGAUCCUGCAGAAGAAGAGGAAACAAAUGAAGCCUGGAUCUCUAAAGAAAGAGGAGCUGAGGAAGCUGGUGCUGUAUCUGAAGAACGGAGCAAACUGUCCUUGCCAACAACUGGAAAAUUUGCGCAGCAACUACCUAAUCAUGGGCCGUAAAGUGGGGAAGCGGUACCUACUGACUGGAAUCCACAAGUGGGACAAAUCUAGCAAAGAGGUCAAGAAGGCUCUGAAGAGGCUGCAAAGCCAAAAAUGUCCUAUAUAUGAAACGUCUUUUAAAUGACUGACCCCUCAAUAGCCAUACACAUGUAAUAUAAUAAUACAGAUUGGAGUUGUACUCUUGUUUUGUCAUCACUAUAUAGCCUUGUGUCGCGUUUUGCAUUGUAGUGAAGUUUACGAUGAAGCGCUGGGGCAGCGGUGGUUCGUCUGCACUCCAGCGAUGGAGAAAAAAAAAACAUUACAGUCUCAAAGUGUGCCAAGAAUGCAUUUGAAUAACAAAUAGCUGAAUCUAACCAUAAGGGCCAAAAGCCUUCAAGAUAACAUUAUUACUCUGUCUCUCUUACACUUUUUAAACGUUCACCCAUAACAAUUAAAAACACUCAUAAUUCCACAUCUCAAAGCUACGUUGCCUGCUUUAAAGAUGUUAUUUUUGCACAGCUGUAUAUCUGAUUUAUGAUUUGUGAACUUGGUGUCAUAAUGCUUGAGUCAUCAUUCAUAAUUUGCUUUGCAUCUUCUAUGACUCUUCAUGUAAAGGGACCGUAUUAUCAUCUAAUUCAGAAAAGACCUGGUCAUAUAGUAGAUUAAUACAUCAAUAAUUUACUUCUAUUCGUAUCAUAUUUAAAGUCUGAAAUCAAAAUGGACCUUAUUAGUAGGUCAUACCAAAAAUAAUAUCAUUUAUUUUAAAGGGCUCAUAUCAUACAUUUUUGUUGCAUUUUAUAAUUACCACUUAUAAUGUUAUUACACAGGAUCGUUUUGGUCCCUUUAAACGGGAACUCCACUGAUUUUUUCUGCAUAAUUAGGUGGUUGAAAUGUAAACAUUAAAAUUGGUGGAGUUGCCCUUUAGGGCUGAAAAAUGUUAGUUAAGUAGUCUGUUAAAAAGUAGUCCAAGAUUCAGUGUGAGUGGGUGGGGCUAAACUACUGUAGGCUGCUGAUAGAUGGAUAUAUAUGUAAAUGAAUCACUUUUUGUGACAUCAUGGAAGAAUUUAUUUCAAAACAGUUUAGUGCACAGAUAUGAACUGUAUGUUCUGGCAAGAGAAAAGUAUGCACUCAAAUUUUAGCAAGUAUUAUUUACUAGAUUAAACUCUCUUAUUUCAAAACGUGAGGAAAUUCCAUGAUAUGGGCCCUUUAAAAGACUGCAUUCUUGUUUUCCUUGAUUUAAUCUUCUGUCAAAAUCAAAUGAGUUAUGCUCUGUUUUUUGUCUUCUGUUUUUUGAUUGCAGCACUGUCAGGGUUGGGAAUUAAUGGUAUACAAGUACUGGGAAUACAUAUUCAGAAUAUAGAAAUGAAGUAUUCAUCCAAGUUACAUUUUUUAAAGGCCGUGUUCAGUGUACAGCUACUUUUUACAUUUUUAGGAGAAUACUUUUAGAAUACUCACCCACUAAAUAAAAAAAAUUAAACCUU
This is a messenger RNA of Pygocentrus nattereri (red-bellied piranha), 2453 nucleotides long. It is a transcript of the gene sfrp1b, whose product is annotated as secreted frizzled-related protein 1b. The transcript is spliced from 3 exons. Lineage: Eukaryota; Metazoa; Chordata; Actinopteri; Characiformes; Serrasalmidae. Bases 227 to 1117 code for a protein of 296 amino acids. The record is from RefSeq and is a predicted model, not a curated record. Gene Ontology annotation, biological process: negative regulation of canonical Wnt signaling pathway; canonical Wnt signaling pathway; non-canonical Wnt signaling pathway. Gene Ontology annotation, molecular function: Wnt-protein binding.